This is a messenger RNA of Maylandia zebra (zebra mbuna), 486 nucleotides long. The record is from RefSeq and is a predicted model, not a curated record. NCBI's taxonomy places the organism in Eukaryota, Metazoa, Chordata, Actinopteri, Cichliformes, Cichlidae.
AUGGUGCUUGUUGGAAAAACUGGAUCUGGAAAAAGUGCAUCAGGAAACACCAUCUUAGGAAGAAAGGGUGCUUUUGAAUCUAGAUCAUCUUCAAGCUCGGUAACUUCAGUGUGUCAGAAGGAAACAGGAGAGUUUGAAGGUCAAAAACUGGCUGUGGUCGAUACUCCCGGUCUGUUUGAUAAUGUUAAAACUGAAGAGGAAAUGAAGACAGAGAUCAGGAGAAUCAUCUCGUAUGCUGCUCCUGGUCCUCAUGUGUUCCUGGUUGUGAUCCGUGUGGACAGAUUCACAGAGAAAGAACGAGAAACAGUGAGAAUCCUUCAGCAGAUGUUUGGAGUCCACUUAGCAGGAUACACCAUGGCCUUGUUCACACGUGGAGAUGACCUGGAGUGUGGGGGAGUCACCAUAGGAAAUUUCAUCAGGGAAAAUCGAGCUCUCCAAGACUUCAUCCAUCAGUGUGGAGGAGGAUAUCAUGUUUUUAACAACUGA